AUGGCAUUGGCACCAGGAUGGUGUUCAUGGCAUUGGUGCCAGGACAGCUUGACUGAUGGCCUCAUGGCAUUGGGGAUGUGCCAGAACUCAUUACAAUGGUGCUGUGACAGCCUGCAUGAUGGCCUCAUGGUUCCAGGACAGCUUCCAUGGCAUUGGUGUUGUGCUGGAACACAUUACAAUGGUGCCAGGAUGGCCUGCAUGAUGGCCCCAUGGCAUUGGGGAUGUGCUGGAACACAUGGACCUGGUGCCAGUGCUGGCUCACAAUACAUCAGUGCCAGGACAGCUUCCAUGAUGGCCCCAUGGCAGUGUGCUGGCUGGGAUGGCUUCCAUGGCAUUAGUCCUGGGUUGGUGUUGGCCUGGCUCACAUUGCAUUGGUGCUGGGAUGCCUUGAAUGGCAUUGGUAUUGGGUCUGCCCAUGUGGCAUCGAUGCCAGGACAGCCAGCAUGGCAUUGGUGUUGUGCCAGCCUGCAUGGCAUUGGUAUUGGGCCUGUUCAUAUUGCAUUGGUGUUGGCCUGGCUCACAUGGCAUUCAUCCCAGGAUGGCCUGCAUGGCAUUGGUGGUGGGCUGGCCCACAUGGCAGUGUUGCCAGGAUGGCUAGCAUGGCAUUGCUGCACCAUUCCUCAUGACAACAUUUCCUCUCAGGCUCAGCUGUACUACAUGGUGACACUCAUCAGUUGGGCUUUCCCAUACUACAAGGUGACAAUAGGACCUAUGAAGGUCUAUGCAGAAAUCCAAUGGACUGUCAAGGAAAAGCUACAUGACACAAUACAGCAGUAUUAUUAUGAAUGGGAUAAAUGGGGUGCAAAGAGUGCAGAUGGAGAGCUCAAUGGCUCACAGGGAAACUGGAUAUAUGAGAUGAAGUAUGACCUACAUCUGCACAGUUGCAGUUCAAGGACCUACAGCAAACUACAAAUGAGCAGUGACAGUGAUGGCCACAAGAGCAACAACAACACUAGCAAGGGUGACAAGGACAACAAUGCCACCAACAUGGGUGGCAGUGAUGGUGACAAUGCUCGAUGUGGAUUGAAGGCCAUGUCUAAGGUAUAUAGUGAAGUCAAUGCACAGUUGCUGAUAUCCGAAGGAAAUGAAUAUGGUAUGGGUUUGUAUGUUAGUGCAAAGGAAAAGGAAAUUGAUGGGGAUGGAUGGCUCAAAGCCAUUCAUCAGUUGAAGGCCAACAACCAAGAUCAAAUGAAAUUAGCACCUGCACCUGUCAGGGUUGAAGACCUAUCUCUGAAGGAGGCUCAAGGAUCUAUGGAACUAAGGGUCAAAAAAGUGGUGAAUGAAGAUGGGCAACUUGAGGUUGCUCAGCAACACUUAGCACAAGGGCUUCAGCCACCAGACAAAGUACCAGAUGGGAUGGAUGAAGUGAAGGUCCUGGCGAUUCUACUCACCCCAACAUGUCAUCUUAAGGAUGAGCAGGAGCCAGGAGCACAUAUGCAUAUAAGGAUGGUUUGGGUUUUGAGGGGAGUGUUUGAGAGGCAGGGCAGAAAGGGAUGUGUUCAAGAGCAAGAGGUUUUGAGGACUGAGAGGGUUUUUUCUGCAAAAUUGGGAGCAAGUCUUGGGAAAGAAGGGUCAUGUUCAAGUGUGUGGCAAGGUCAAGGGUCCAUGGUGAAGUUGGGGGAAGCAGAUGCAGAGACAAGGACAUUUGUGCAAGGAGAGUGA
Pisolithus orientalis is the source of this 1662-nucleotide messenger RNA. RefSeq lists its product as uncharacterized. The transcript has 16 exons. Lineage: Eukaryota; Fungi; Basidiomycota; Agaricomycetes; Boletales; Pisolithaceae. Bases 1 to 1662 code for a protein of 553 amino acids. The record is from RefSeq and is a predicted model, not a curated record.